ACAAUGCUUCAUCCUCCGCCACCCGAAGCACCCUGGCGGUUACUACACGAUCUACACGCGCCCUCUUACGGCCAAAGUCUGGUACUGCAUUCUGGCGAUGCUCAUAUUCUCUGGAGUCAUCCUAUGUCUGAUGCUGAAGACGAAAGUAACGCAGUCCCACGAAAAAAGCACGGACUCAUCAUUCAGUUUGGCUUUGCUUUUUGCGUGGAGUGCUAUUUGCCAACAAGGGAUGACAGUAAACAGAAGUUCCACAUCGGUGAAGAUAGUGGUGAUCGUAACGUUUGUGUACGCCGUGACGUUGUACCAGUACUACAACGCGACAGUGGUGUCCACGCUGCUUCGGGAGCCGCCUAAGAACAUCAGGACCCUGGAGGAUUUACUGCAGAGUAACCUGAAGGCUGGCGCCGAAAACGUUCUGUAUACUAAGGAUUACUUUAAGCGUACGACGGAUCCUGUAGCCCUAAGAAUGUACCACAAGAAGAUUGCUCCGAAGCACCAGUACAACUUCUACUCGCCCGAAUACGGCAUGAGCCUGGUGAAGCAAGGAGGCUUCGCGUUCCACGUUGAUAGCGUGGUGGCGUACAGGAUCAUGAGAAAAACCUUCACGGAGAGGGAGAUCUGUGAGGCUCAUGAGGUGUUAUUGUACCCUCCGCAGAAAAUGGGCAUGGUCGUUAGGAAGGCGUCGCCUUAUAAGGAACAUUUCACUUACGGAAUCCGCAAGAUCUACGAAGCAGGCCUGAUGGACCGGCUCCAGAGCGUGUGGGACGAACCGAAGCCUUCCUGCGUGCAUACGCCCGAUAGCAGCGUGUUUUCCGUCUCCAUUGUGGAGUUCUCAACGGCUCUCCUCGCGCUAGUGGCGGGAAACGUCGCGGCCAUCUUGGUUUUGUUCGCCGAGAUAGUGUUGCAUAGAUGCGAGAUGAAGAAACGCAUAGCGUUUACACAUUAGGUUAACCCGUUAAAGCGCGCAUAACAUUUAAAAUUUUCAUUGUUUUUCGAACUUAUAAUAUUCACUACACUUAUUAUUCACUAAUAAUAAGGUUCAAAUUAUGGUGGCAAUGUAUUGGACAGAGCACUUUGAGCUUUCAUUUUCAACCAUUUUCAAACUGGUCGCGUCAUGUGUGGUCUCUCAACGGAAUCUAUGGCAGAAACUUAGA
Messenger RNA from Ostrinia furnacalis (Asian corn borer), 1154 nucleotides. RefSeq names its product ionotropic receptor 75a. Gene Ontology annotation, molecular function: ligand-gated monoatomic ion channel activity. The record is from RefSeq and is a predicted model, not a curated record. Gene Ontology annotation, cellular component: membrane. Lineage: Eukaryota; Metazoa; Arthropoda; Insecta; Lepidoptera; Crambidae.